Molecule: messenger RNA, 6165 nt
Organism: Guillardia theta CCMP2712
Lineage: Eukaryota; Cryptophyceae; Pyrenomonadales; Geminigeraceae
Exons: 3
Coding region: 1-6165 (2054 amino acids)
Biological process (GO): fatty acid biosynthetic process
Molecular function (GO): ATP binding; metal ion binding; acetyl-CoA carboxylase activity
Source: RefSeq, a predicted model, not a curated record
AUGGUUGCAGUCGAUACAACCCAAGAGGGAGCUCUUGCUGGAACGGACAAAAUUGCUGAAUACGUCAAGGCAAAAGGCGGCAAUUACCCAAUCAGGAAGAUCCUAAUCGCAAACAAUGGCAUGGCAGCAACUAAGUGCAUUCUUUCCAUUCGUCAGUGGGCUUACAUGGAACUUGGCGAUGAGAAGGCUAUCAAGUUUGUUGCCAUGGCAACACCGGAGGAUCUCAAUGCCAACGCAGAAUUUAUCAGGCUGGCUGACUCCUUCGUAGAAGUCCCGGGUGGGAGCAACAAGAACAAUUAUGCGAACGUUGACGUCAUCGUCGACAUCGCUGUCAGUCAGGGAGUUGAUGCAGUCUGGCCUGGCUGGGGACAUGCUUCUGAAAAUCCUCGCUUGCCAAACACACUUGCCCAGAAGGGAAUCAAGUUCAUCGGACCGAAGGGUCCUGUUAUGUACGCACUCGGUGACAAGAUUGCAGCAAACAUCCUUGCUCAGACUGCUGGAGUCCCCAGUAUCCCUUGGUCAGGAUCGUUUGGGGGACCCAACGACGGCCCUCUCGUCGGUGAGCUCGAUGACAAGGGCACACUUGAUGCGGAGGUCUUUCAGAAGGCCACUGUCAAGACUGUUGAUGAAGCCCUGGCUGCAGCCAACAGAAUCGGAUAUCCCGUUAUGCUCAAGGCGUCAGAGGGUGGCGGUGGAAAGGGUAUUCGUAUGUCUGCUAACGAUGAAGAGCUCCGCUCCAACUUCGUCCAGGUUCAGAAUGAGGUUCCAGGAUCUCCAAUGUUCAUGAUGCAACUGUGCAAGAAUGCCCGUCACUUGGAAGUCCAGAUUGUGGGAGACGAGCAUGGAAACGCUGUUGCUCUGAAUGGCCGCGAUUGCUCAACCCAAAGGCGCUUCCAGAAAAUUUUCGAGGAGGGCCCACCAACCAUUGCAAAAGCUAAUACCUUUCGUGAAAUGGAGAAGGCUGCAAUGCGCUUGACUCAAUCCAUUGGUUACAACGGUGCGGGAACGGUCGAGUACUUGUACAACGCCGAAUCCGACAAGUUCUUCUUCUUGGAGUUGAACCCUCGUCUUCAGGUAGAGCAUCCUGUCACUGAGGGGAUCACUGGAGUCAAUCUUCCUGCCACUCAGCUUCAGGUAGCUAUGGGAAUCCCAUUGUACCGUAUGCCCCAGGUUCGUCGUUUCUUCGGAAAGAAAUCUGAUGGAACCGAAGCCAUCGAUUUUCAGAACGAGGAAUACACACCCAUCACCAAGCACGUUAUUGCUGCUCGUAUCACUGCCGAGAACCCUGAUGAAGGCUUCAAGCCAACCUCUGGAAGGAUUGAUCGAGUCAAGUUCCAAUCCAGCGAGAAAGUUUGGGGAUAUUUUUCUGUUGGAAACAACGGUGGUAUCCAUGAAUAUGCUGAUUCUCAGUUUGGUCAUCUUUUUGCAAGCGGAGACAACCGUGAAGCAGCUCGCAAAUCUUUGGUCUUGGCGUUGAAAGAGAUUGAUGUCAGGGGAGAAAUUCGCAAUCCAGUUGAGUACUUGACCAAGCUUCUUGAAACUGAUGACUUUAAGUCAAACAAGAUUGAUACUUCCUGGUUGGACGGAAUCAUCAAGAACAAGUCUGUAACAACUAAGGCUGACACUGCUACCGUUGUGCUGGGAGCUGCAAUCUAUCGUGCUCAUCAGUACGUCAAGAAGGAGUUCGUUAGUUUUGAGGAGAGUUUGAAGAAAGGGCAAACAAGUGUCAGUGACAUUUCCAGCAUCAACUCGUUCUCAACCGAAAUUACCUAUCAAGGUGUGAAGUAUCCUUUCAAGGUCAACCGUGCUAGUCCAGACAGGUUCAGCUUGACGUUGCCCAGCGGAGACACUACGAACAUCAAAUUCCGUGAACAAGCAGACGGCAGCCUUCUUUGCUCUUUUGGUGGAGUUGUGCGCAAGGUUUAUGGUCAAGAGGAGCCUCUUGGACUUCGCAUGGUCAUUGAUGGCUCUACAAUCAUGAUCCCCAACGUCUUUGAUCCAUCGGAACUUCGCUCAGACGUGACUGGCAAGGUCGUCCGUUACCUUCACGAAGACGGUGCUGCAGUGGAAGCUGGAGUACCCUAUGUGGAAUGUGAAGCUAUGAAGAUGAUCAUGCAACUCAGAACAACCGAAGCAGGCAACAUCAAGCACGAACUGCAGGCUGGUUCCAUCAUCUCAGCAGGCGACUUGAUUGCAUCCCUCGACCUCAAAGACCCCUCCAAGGUUGCUAAGAUUGAACUCUUUGAGGGUGACUUGAACGUGGAAUCUGGCCCUAGCGAUCAGUCCCCAAUGCACCUUCUUGAACUUAUUCUCGCUGGAUAUCCCGGUGAGGUUGAAACCCAGCUUUCAAAGGCUCUCCUGGAUGUCGAUGCUGACACUGCAAAUGAACGUGUUGUAAGCCUGUUGCAGAGGUAUCUUGCUGUUGAAGACCUCUUCAAAGGAAAACCACUUGAUCUCGCGGUGCUUGAUCUGAUCAACUCAAACAAGGAUAACACCCGCCCAGUGAUUGAUGCGGUGCAAGCUCACAGCGCUCUGAAGAGCAGGAAUACCCUUGUUCUGGCAAUCUUGAGAAACAUGGCUGGAUUUGUUGACCGAUUCCCAGGAUACAAAGUCAGCGAUGGGGUCAACACCGUCUUGGAGCGAUUGGCAGCUUUGACCGGCACUGAAUAUGGUGAAGUGGCUCUUACAGCCUCAGCCAUUCUCAACGAGUUCAAGGUGCCAGACUUCAAUGCCAGGAUUGAGGAGCUCAAGACUUUGAUCAUGUCUGAUUCUCCAGAUGUUGUCAGCAAGUCCCGCAAGCUUUCCUUGGCCGUCGAUUUCUUGACGCAGCUCUUUGACCAUCCUGAGGAGGCUGUGAGGAAGGCUGCUCUCGAAGUCUAUGUUCGUCGUACCUACCGUGCUCAUGUCAUCCAGGAUGUCAAAAUUUCUGACAAGAAUGGAGUUUCUACGAUCAAAUGGAAAUUCACCCUUCAGGACCUUCCUGCCAGUGAGGCUCCUAUUCGUCAUGGCAUGCUCAUGGUCUUGCAGUCGGCCAAGGACGUUCCUGCUGCGCUACCAGCUGCUCUCCAAGAGUUCAAGGACAACGGUGCAACUGCUAGCCCCUCGGAGGCGCUGAACACUUUUCACAUUGCCUUCAAGGCCAAUGAAGUCAUCACCAACGAUGAUCAAUUCAUCGCUGAGGCUGAGCGUGUGCUAAGAGAGAACAAGUCCACUUUCCGUGCACUGGGUGUUCGCCAUGUGAACUACAUUGUGCCUCAGAUCCCCAAGGCUCCAAGAUACUUCACUUUCUUGGAGUGCCAUGACUUCUCCGAGGAGCCUUUGAGAAGAGACAUGCGUGCUUCAUUCCCUUACAUCCUUGAGUUGACUCGCUUGCAAGGAAACUAUGACCUCACUCGCAUCCCUGCUCUUGGCAGGAAUGCUCAGCUUUGGAUUGGAACUGAGAAACCCGAUGACAACGUCGUCGUGACUCGUCCUCGUCCUCAGACCAUCUUUCUCCGCGCCUUGUCUCACAGUGUAGACACAGACACCAACUCUGGAGCUGAGAGAUUGAUGCUGGCUGCCAUGGACGAGUUGGACCGUGCCCUCCUUCACCCGCUCGUCACCGGUCAACAGAGAAUGAAGACUCCCUACCCUGUGCAGUAUGGAGCAGCUUCAACUCGCAUCUUCCUCCACGUCUUGAACGAAUACGAGGCUGACACCCAAUCCGUUAUCAAGGGCUUCAAGAGCAUCUUGGACAAUCUGCUGGCCAAGCACUCGACCCGUCUCCUUCAGUUGAGAGUUGAUGAGAUCGAAGUGAAGGCAAGGAUCAGCUACGUCGUCGAUGGACGCAAGCACAUCCAACCGAUCAGACUUGUUGCUUCGUCUACUUCGGGUGACUGGCUCAAGACGGACGCAUACCUUGAGUAUCCUGAUCCCGUUACUGGAGUUACGAAGCAGUUCCGCUCUCUGGAGGAAGCCCAAGCUGGAGUUAUGCAGAUCUCUCCCUACCCAACUUCUAAUACCGUCCAGAUGAAGCGUGCUACUGCUAGAAGAGUCGGUUCUACCUACGCGUUCGACUUCUUGGGUCUCUUUGAAGUCGGACUUAUCCAACAAUGGGGCAAGAGGCCCGAUCUUCAGAUGCCUCCGUCCGGCAGCUUGUUCGAGGCCAAAGAGCUUGUUCUUGGAGCUGAUGGUGAGCUCCAGCAACAGGUUCGUCCUGUUGGAUCCAACAAGAUUGGAAUGCUCGCAUGGGUUUGCAAGAUGAAGACGCCCGAAUAUCCCAACGGCAGAGAGGUGGUGCUCAUUGCUAACGACGUCACUGUUCAGAGUGGAUCAUUUGGAGUGGAAGAAGAUCAGUUCUACUUUAAAGCAUCCGAGUACGCGCGCAAGCGAGGUCUUCCAAGGCUCUACAUCGCUUGCAACUCAGGAGCUAGGAUCGGAUUGGUAGAGGAGCUCAAGCCCAAGUUCAAGGUUGCAUGGAAUGAUGACAAGGACACAACCAAGGGCUUCAAGUACCUCUAUCUCACCGAAGAUGACUACAAGGCCCUGCCCGAGGGAACUGUCCAGGCUACCAAGACUUCCGGACCUUCUGGCGAGGUGAGGUAUGCCCUUGAUACCAUCGUGGGCACCAACCACGGCAUUGGUGUCGAGAACUUGAGAGGAUCUGGCAUGAUUGCUGGAGAAACCAGCCGAGCCUACGACGAGACUUUCACCCUCAGCUAUGUCACUGGCAGGUCUGUUGGAAUCGGCGCAUACAUCGUUCGCCUUGGACAGCGUAUCAUUCAAAUGGUUGAUGGUCCAAUGAUCUUGACCGGCUACAGUGCGUUGAACAAGCUCCUCGGAAAGGAUGUGUACACCUCCCAGGAUCAGCUUGGUGGACCACAGGUCAUGUUUCCCAACGGAGUGACGCAUCAGGUUGUCGGAAACGAUCAGGAAGGUGUCAAGGCUAUGCUGGAUUGGUUGUCCUUCGUGCCAGAGACCAAGUUCUCUGUUCCUCCUAUCCUCCCCGUGUCUGAUCCAGUUGAGCGAGAGAUCGAAUUCGUUCCUACCAAGACUCCUUACGAUCCCCGACACAUGCUUGCCGGCUACAACAAGGCUGAUGGAAGCUGGGUGAGCGGAUUCUUCGACAAGGACACCUUCAAGGAGUACUUGGCAGGGUGGGGCAAGUCAGUGGUGACUGGCCGUGCUCGUCUUGGAGGCAUCCCAAUGGGAGUGAUCGCUGUUGAGACAAGAUUGGUCGAUCGUCGCAUCCCCGCAGAUCCUGCUAACCCUGAGUCCAGAGAAUCCAUUGAGCCGCAAGCCGGCCAAGUGUGGUUCCCAGACUCGGCCUACAAGACAGCUCAGGCCAUCGAAGACUUCAACAGGGGAGAGAACCUUCCUCUUAUCAUCUUCGCCAACUGGAGAGGAUUCUCCGGUGGUACCAGGGACAUGUAUAACGAGAUCUUGAAGUUCGGAUCCAUGAUCGUCGACGGCCUUCGCACCUACAAGCACCCUGUCUUCGUCUACCUCCCUCCCAACGGUGAACUUCGUGGAGGCGCCUGGGUUGUGGUGGAUCCUACCAUCAAUGAGGAGAUGAUGGAGAUGUAUGCUGACGUACAGUCUCGCGGCGGUAUCCUCGAGCCUCCUGGCAUCUGCGAGGUCAAGUACAGGGCCCCCGACCAGAUCAAGACUAUGCACAGGUUGGACCCUGAGCUGCAGGAGCUCGACGCUAAGCUGGACAAGGCCACGGCCGAGGAGGCAGCACAGAUUAAGGAACAGAUCAAGAAGCGCGAGAACACGUUGAUGCCGCUCUACUUGCAGAUCGCUCACGAGUUUGCGGAUCUUCACGAUCGUGCCGGACGCAUGAAGGCCAAGGGCGUGAUCCGUGAUGCUCUCUCAUGGAAGAAGUCGCGAGAGUACUUCUACUGGCGCGUGCAGCGAAGGCUGGCAGAGAUGAAGUUGCGCAAGGCGAUGAUGCACGCGAACCCACACAUGACCUUCUCCGAGGUGACUGCCAAGAUGCAGAGCAUGGUGACCUGCGACUGGGACGACGACCGUGCCGUCCUCCAGUGGUUCACAGCCGAGCAGGACUCGAUCAACAAGACGGUUGCUCAUAUGCGGGCUGAUGGAAUCGCUUCUGCUGUCGAGGAGAUGCUGGCGAAACUUUCUCCGGAUGAUCGCGCUAACAUCGUGAGCAAGCUGAGAUAA